ACUGCAACAACAAAAUUUGGAAAUUAUGGCGUUUGUAAUUGCUUUGGCGUUGUCUAUGGUGGCCUUGGCUGCAGCUGAAUACGAUCAUUUUUCACCUCCUCCUGUUUAUUAUUAUCAAUCUCCCCCUCCUCCUUACUAUUAUAAAUCACCCCCUCCUGUUUACUAUUAUCAAUCCCCCCCUCCUCCUUACUAUUACAAAUCACCACCUCCUCCCUCUCCUUCACCUCCACCACCAUACUAUUAUAAUUCACCUCCACCUCCAUCUUCCUCACCUCCACCUCCAUACUACUACAAGUCCCCACCUCCACCAUCUCCUUCACCUCCUCCACCAUACUACUAUAAAUCUCCACCUCCUCCAUCUCUUUCACCUCCUCCUCCAUACUACUACAAAUCCCCUCCACCACCAUCUCCUUCCCCUCCACCACCAUACUAUUAUAAGUCCCCACCCCCACCUUCCCCAUCUCCUCCUCCUCCAUAUUACUACAAGUCCCCACCUCCUCCAUCUCCUUCACCUCCUCCUCCAUAUUACUACAAAUCCCCUCCACCACCAUCUCCUUCACCUCCACCACCAUAUUACUACAAAUCCCCACCACCUCCAUCUCCAUCUCCUCCUCCUCCGUACUACUACAAUUCCCCUCCACCACCAUCCCCUUCACCUCCACCACCAUAUUACUAUAAAUCCCCACCACUUCCAUCUCCAUCUCCUCCACCCCCAUAUUACUACAACUCUCCACCUCCACCAUCUCCAUCUCCUCCCCCAACAUAUUAUUACGAAUCCCCGCCACCACCAUCUCCAUCUCCAUCUCCACCUCCUCCUUACUACUACAAAUCUCCACCACCACCAUCCCCAUCACCACCACCCCCAUACUUCUAUACAUCCCCACCACCUCCACCAACAUAUUGAUUGAUUUAUUCUGACAAUGAAUAUUAUGAGAACUGCUGCAGUAUAUAGUUCUCAAUCUACUCGGCCAUUAUUUUCUCAUUUCAAAUAAAGAUUGAAAACACUAUGGAGAUUUGAUCUGAAAUAAGCAGAAUGAUGUAAAUUCUGAGAUCUGUGAUAGUGCUCGCUUUAGCAAAUAAGGGGAAUACUUCUCUCAUCUCGGAGGAAAAUUCAAUUGUUGUUUGUUCGCUACGCUGAAGGACCGACCGGUAGUUAAGCAACUAGUGUAUUACUUUCCUCUUCCCAAAGACAAUAAGAUUAUUGUUUUCUUUAUUCAUACAUUAAUGUAUU
Molecule: messenger RNA, 1231 nt
Organism: Cryptomeria japonica (Japanese cedar)
Lineage: Eukaryota; Viridiplantae; Streptophyta; Pinopsida; Cupressales; Cupressaceae
Product: extensin-2-like
Exons: 2
Coding region: 26-904 (292 amino acids)
Source: RefSeq, a predicted model, not a curated record